Molecule: messenger RNA, 2239 nt
Organism: Pelecanus crispus (Dalmatian pelican)
Lineage: Eukaryota; Metazoa; Chordata; Aves; Pelecaniformes; Pelecanidae
Source: RefSeq, a predicted model, not a curated record
GCUGGUGCGAGAGUUUGUGGCUCAGAACAACACGUCUCAAAUCAAACACGUGAUCCAAAUCCUGUCACAGGAGUUCGCGCUCUCCCAGCACCCCCACAGCCGGAAAGGGGGACUCAUUGGCCUGGCCGCUUGCUCCAUCGCCCUGGGCAAGGACUCUGGGCUCUACCUGAAGGAGCUGAUUGAGCCAGUGCUGACAUGUUUCAACGACGCUGAUAGUCGGCUGCGGUACUACGCUUGUGAGGCCCUCUAUAACAUUGUCAAGGUGGCCAGGGGCUCUGUCCUCCCACACUUCAAUGUGCUCUUCGAUGGCCUCAGCAAGCUGGCUGCUGAUCCUGACCCGAACGUCAAAAGCGGCUCCGAGCUCCUCGAUCGGCUUCUCAAGGACAUCGUGACAGAGAGCAACCAGUUUGACUUGGUAGGCUUCAUCCCACUGCUGCGUGAGAGGAUUUACUCCAACAACCAGUAUGCCCGCCAGUUCAUCAUAUCCUGGAUCCUGGUCUUGGAAUCUGUGCCUGACAUCAACCUCUUGGAUUACCUGCCAGAAAUCCUGGAUGGGCUCUUCCAGAUCCUGGGAGACAACAGCAAAGAGAUAAGGAAAAUGUGUGAGGUGGCUCUCGGGGAGUUCCUCAAGGAGAUCAAGAAGAACCCCUCCAGCGUCAAGUUUGCAGAAAUGGCCAAUAUCCUGGUGAUCCACUGCCAGGCGGCAGAUGACCUGAUCCAGCUGACAGCCAUGUGCUGGAUGAGGGAGUUCAUCCAGCUGGCUGGCCGGGUGAUGUUGCCUUACUCCUCAGGGAUCCUGACUGCUGUCCUGCCGUGUCUCUCCUAUGAUGAUCGCAAGAAGAACAUCAAGGAGGUGGCAAACGUGUGCAACCAGAGCCUGAUGAAGCUGGUCAUCCCAGAGGAUGAUGAAAUGGAUGAGGCCAAGCAGUCAACGACCUUGCCAGCAGAGCCCACCUCGGAGGAGUCCGUCUCCAAGCCAGAGGCAGUGUCUAGCGACUCUCUGGAUGUGUCUGGUGACUCCAACGUCAGCAAAAGCAAUGUCUUCACAGGAAACAGCUCCGAGAGGAUCCAGGUGACCCUGAACCUGGAUGGAAUAGUUCAAGUGCUGGACUGCCACCUUCAUGACACAUCCAUUGGGAUGAUGACCAGAAUUGCAGUCCUGAAAUGGCUCUACCACUUGUACAUCAAGACGCCUCGUAAGAUGUUCCGACACACUGACAGCCUCUUCCCCAUCUUGCUGCGGACCCUCUCAGAUGAGUCAGAUGAGGUUAUCCUGAAGGACCUGGAAGUGCUGGCUGAGAUUGCUUCUUCCCCAGCGGGACAGACAGAGGGUUACAGUCCCUCCGACAGCUCCGAUGUGCGACCUGGCCCAGUGGAGCUUCACGUCCCGGCCAGGGCUGGCCAGCUGAGCUCCUCUGGUACGAAAAGCUUGGAGUGCUCGCCUUCCACCCCCACCAUGAACUCCUACUUCUACAAGUUCAUGAUCAACCUGCUCAAGCGCUUCAGCAGCGAACGGAAACUCCUGGAGACCAGAGGAGCCUUCAUCAUCAGGCAGCUUUGUCUACUUCUGAAUGCAGAAAACAUCUUCCACUCCAUGGCAGACAUACUGCUUCGGGAAGAGGACCUCAAAUUCGCCUCUACCAUGGUCCACACCCUGAACACCAUCCUGCUGACAUCCUCUGAGCUCUUCCAGCUGAGGAACCAACUGAAGGACCUGAAGACCCCGGAAAGCCGUAACCUCUUCUGCUGCCUGUACCGGUCCUGGUGUCACAACCCUGUGACAACUGUGUCCCUCUGCUUCCUUACCCAGAACUACAAGCAUGCCUACGACCUCAUCCAGAAAUUCGGGGAUCUGGAGGUCACCGUGGAUUUCCUCACCGAGGUGGACAAGCUGGUGCAGCUCAUCGAGUGCCCCAUAUUCACAUAUCUCCGCCUGCAGCUGUUGGAUGUGAAGAACAACCCCUACCUGAUCAAGGCUCUCUAUGGCCUGCUGAUGCUGCUGCCCCAGAGCAGCGCCUUCCAGCUCCUCUCCCACCGCCUGCAGUGCGUGCCCAACCCAGAGCUCAUGCAGACCGCGGACAGCACCAAACCAAGCGCCAGCUUCAAGAGGACAACAGCCUCCAACAUCGACUACACGGAGCUGCUGCAGCACUUUGAGAAGGUCCAAAACAAGCACCUGGAAGCGCGGCACCAGCGAGCUGGGCGGGCAGAGCAGCUGGACCGGCGGGUGGUCCUCUGA